AUGAAGCUCGUCUCCCGAUCUUUCUGUACGCUUGCGUGGACGUGCGGAGCGGCGCAGGCCUGGAGCGUGGCACCCCGCACCGUCGCCCGCAACCGUCCGGCCUGGGUCGCCGCACGCCACCCCCAUACACCCACCGCGUGCGCGUUUUCCACGACGACGCGUCUGGCGGCGACACCGGCGGAAUUUGCGCAAACAGAAAUCGACACGCACGCCGUGGUUGUCUUUUCCAAAUCGCGUUGUCCCUUUUGUCUCGCCACCAAGAGUCUGCUCAAUGAUUUAAAAGUGGACGGAGUGAUUGUGCACGAACUGGAUCAAAUGGAUGACGGAGCCGACGUGCAGGCUGCCUUGGCGACUCUUACCGGACAAAGGACCGUCCCCAACGUUUUCGUGGGCGGACAACACGUCGGUGGCAACGACGAUACCCAAGCCGCCGCGGCUUCGGGGAAAUUGCAAGAUAUGCUCGCUGCCGCCCAAGCCAAAUAACACAAUCUCCGCACACUUGCGAUCUCUGCAAAUAAAACUACUUAAAGACUGUACGGACAAAGGACGAGUUUCGAGUUCCUACCGCGAACUAUAAUUGAAACGGUUUAACCCCGUAAACAACAAUGGUUCUACU
Molecule: messenger RNA, 616 nt
Organism: Phaeodactylum tricornutum CCAP 1055/1
Lineage: Eukaryota; Bacillariophyta; Bacillariophyceae; Surirellales; Neidiaceae
Gene: GLRXC1
Product: glutaredoxin
Exons: 1
Coding region: 1-483 (160 amino acids)
Biological process (GO): cellular response to oxidative stress
Cellular component (GO): cytoplasm
Molecular function (GO): glutathione disulfide oxidoreductase activity
Source: RefSeq, a predicted model, not a curated record